Messenger RNA from Euleptes europaea (tarantolino), 472 nucleotides. It is a transcript of the gene LIN52, whose product is annotated as lin-52 DREAM MuvB core complex component. Gene Ontology annotation, cellular component: DRM complex. Gene Ontology annotation, biological process: regulation of DNA-templated transcription. NCBI's taxonomy places the organism in Eukaryota, Metazoa, Chordata, Lepidosauria, Squamata, Sphaerodactylidae. The transcript has 6 exons. Bases 45 to 392 code for a protein of 115 amino acids. The record is from RefSeq and is a predicted model, not a curated record.
AUUCUAGCUGGGGGCGGCCGUUGGAUGUCACGUGAUGGACAAAGAUGGCGGUUUCUACAGAAGGUGAAAUGGGUGCAGACUUAGAGGCCUCCCUGCUGAGUUUUGAGAAGUUGGACCGAGCUUCACCAGAUCUCUGGCCAGAGCAAUUACCAGGUGUUGCUGAAUUUGCUGCUUCUUUUAAAAGUCCCAUCACCAGUUCUCCUCCCAAGUGGAUGGCUGAGUUAGAGAAUGAUGACAUUGAUAUGUUGAAGGAGCUGGGGAGUCUCACAACUGCUAAUCUAAUGGAGAAGGUCAGAGGUCUACAGAAUCUGGCGUAUCAGUUGGGGCUUGAUGAAUCUAGAGAAAUGACCAGAGGGAAAUUCCUGAACAUCCUGGAAAAACCAAAAAAGUAGGUGAAAGGGGAGUAUGCACAGAAAUACACCUGACUAAUGGAAAACUACCGGAAUUCUACAUCUGCUGGAACUGAAAGGCA